AUGGGGGACUGGUCCAUUCUCGGCCGCUUCCUGACUGAGGUCCAGAACCAUUCCACCGUCAUCGGCAAAAUAUGGCUGACAAUGCUGCUCAUCUUCCGAAUCUUACUCGUGGCCUUGGUGGGAGAUGCUGUCUACAGUGACGAGCAGUCCAAGUUUACCUGUAACACCCUCCAGCCUGGAUGUAACAAUGUCUGCUAUGACACAUUUGCACCCGUGUCACACUUGCGCUUCUGGGUCUUUCAGAUUGUGCUCGUCUCUACUCCCUCAAUAUUCUACAUUGUCUAUGUUUUACAAAAAAUUACCAAAAAUGAGAAGUUAGAGGACAGAAAGCUUGACGUCGUACCUCGGUCACCACCUUUGUUUGAGAGAGACAAACACAUAGGAGCGGAUAAAGAGAGAGCUUUGGAAGCUGUCAGCCGUGACACAGUGUACAACAAUUUGGACUGGAGUUCACAAGAAGGUGAGAGUGAAGAAAAGACCCAAAUGGAAGAAGAGAUGAGAGAAGUAGGGAAGGAUCCAACCCAACUUUCAAGUCAAGUGCUGCUCAUUUACAUCAUACAUGUCCUACUGCGCUCCAUCAUGGAGAUCAUCUUCCUGAUUGGACAGUAUUAUCUGUUUGGAUUUGAAGUUCCACACUUGUUUCGCUGUGAGACCUACCCCUGUCCAAACAGAACUGACUGCUUUGUGUCUCGCGCGACGGAGAAGACCAUCUUUCUUAACUUCAUGUUCAGCGUCAGCCUGGGCUGCUUCAUCCUGAACAUUGUGGAGCUGCAUUAUCUUGGCUGGAUUUACAUUUUCAGAGUGCUGUUCUCUGCGUGCUGCACAUGCUGUGAUUCAGACAGAGACCCAGUGCAGCAAGUGGAGUUAUAUUCAGACAGCAACCCGCUGCUGCUCGAACUCAAACACUCUUUAAGUGGAACGGUUGUCCUGCAGACCACCUCUGCUGUAUCCAGGGACCGGAGUAGUGGUAUACCCAACCAGGCUCCAACCAUCUCCUUUGAAACAGACUCUACACUGGAGUGCACUUCGAAGAGAAAUCUGGAUGAAAAAGAACGCACCAAAACCAGAUUGCACAAUAUGGCUAAAAUGGGACGAGGCAAAAAGUCUUGGCUUUAA
Messenger RNA from Salarias fasciatus (jewelled blenny), 1116 nucleotides. Its product is annotated as gap junction delta-2 protein. Gene Ontology annotation, molecular function: gap junction channel activity. The coding region runs from base 1 to 1116 and encodes 371 amino acids. The record is from RefSeq and is a predicted model, not a curated record. Gene Ontology annotation, biological process: cell-cell signaling. NCBI's taxonomy places the organism in Eukaryota, Metazoa, Chordata, Actinopteri, Blenniiformes, Blenniidae. Gene Ontology annotation, cellular component: connexin complex. The transcript has a single exon.